CCUGUCUCACUUCCCAGAGCUGAUAUCACACAGCUCUAACCAUCCUGAGCUCUCAGUUCAGAUUCUCAGCUCACUCCAGUCAAUAGCUGCCUUUCCUAAGGCUGGAGCCCUGUGUGUCUCACUCCUGGAUCUAGUCCUCUAAAUAAUCCUCCCAUAUCCAAUCACGGUCUUUGUUUAUUAUAGAAAAUCCUAGACAACACUGUGGAAAACAACACUGCAGUCCUCAGCAAGGAAGCCAGCACUGAUCUAAUCUUACUGUGCAUCAAAUUCAACCCUGAAGGUCUUGCUUAGCGAUAAAUUCCAGUACCUAACACACAGGUCACCAGUACAUGUCAUUGUAAUUGGUUAUUAUACUUAAUUACAUAUGACUCUAAGGCAUGAUCACAGGGAAAACACUUGCUUUUGAGAUUUCUCUGUGACAUCCUUGCAGUUUAGGAGAGUCAGAGUGAGUUAAGAUGACUUCAUCAGACUAUUCCAACAGAUGAUUCCACUGUAUGAUCAGAAGAUCCAGAGGUUAGUUAGAUAUACUGAAACUCUGCCUAGUCAAAUAUGUUUCUGUACCAAGUCUCACUAAGUACACUAUAAAUUUGUCUGUGUAUUUGUAGUGAUAUAAUUGCUUUAUGGUAAUUUGGGUGCCAGUAUUAUUUUCAAAAAAGAAAGGAAAGAAAAAAUCAAAAAAUGAUCUUACCAGAAUGGGAAAAUAUGUAAGAGAUAAUAAAGGACAGACUUCUGUCUCAGUGCAGACACUGAGGACUUCCUGGGGUCUCAGGCCAUCCUCAACCACAGCCUCAAACCUUCUUUUCUUGGUCUUUAGCAUGGCUUAGCUCAUAAGACGUCAAUGUGGGUACAGUGUCAUUUUUACCCAAACCAGAAAGCUUCCUCAACUAAUAGAUCCAAUCAGAGCUGAGGUGCAGAGGCUUAAAAUGCCUGUGAGGGCACUGGUCACUCACCUCCUCCAUCCCUUCAAGGGCUGUGUCUACUCUGGCCUGCUCCAACCCAAGCAGCCUCCCUGGGAAGAUGUCACCUGUCCUGAUUCUCCUGACCUUUCUUCUGCCACUUGGAGCUGGUGCAGAGGAGAUCAUCGGGGGACAUGAGGUCAAGCCCCACUCCCAUCCCUACAUGGCAUUUAUUCAGUCUGUGCAUGAUAAUGGGAAGAAGAUUCGCUGUGGAGGCUUCCUGGUGCGAGACAACUUCGUGCUGACAGCUGCUCACUGCCUGGGAAGAUCCAUGAAAGUCACUCUGGGAGCCCACAACAUCAAGGCACAGGAGGAGACCCAGCAGAUCAUCCCUGUGGCAAAAGCCAUUCGACACCCUGACUAUAAUCCUAAGGACCGCUCCAGUGACCUCAUGCUCUUAAAGCUGGAGAGUGUGGCUAAGAGGACUAAGGCUGUGAGGCCCCUCAACCUACCCAGGCGCAAGGUCCAAGUGAAGCCAGGAGACAAGUGCUAUGUGGCUGGCUGGGGACAGCUGGCCCCUGAAGGUGAAUACUCAGACACACUUCAAGAGGCGGAGCUGACGGUGCAGAGGGAUCAGGAGUGUGAGUCCCGCUAUGCAGGUUACUACAACAAAGCCAUUGAGAUAUGUGUGGGGGACCCGAAGAUCAAGCGUGUUGCCUUUCAGGCCACCAUGGUCCAUCCCAGCAAGCCAGAGCGAGCCGUGAGACACCCUGAAGGAAACAGACCAGACACAAGAUCACAAGGUCUUCUUGGUUUUAGUUGGGGAAUAGAUGCUGGUAUACCUCCAUUGUCCUGUCCAACUUCACACAUCUUCCAGCACUGCCUACUGUGAACACUGAGAAUAUAUAGUUUCUUGGCUUUGGCCUGGGCUGCCUCCAGUUGAGCAAUGAGAAGGUGGAUGGUGUGGUGCUGCCCCCAUGGGCCAGCUGUCCAGAGGACGUCAUCCAACA
Messenger RNA from Mesocricetus auratus (golden hamster), 1906 nucleotides. RefSeq names its product granzyme C-like. Gene Ontology annotation, molecular function: serine-type endopeptidase activity. Gene Ontology annotation, cellular component: intracellular membrane-bounded organelle; cytoplasm. Gene Ontology annotation, biological process: proteolysis. The record is from RefSeq and is a predicted model, not a curated record. Bases 1018 to 1788 code for a protein of 256 amino acids. The transcript is spliced from 6 exons. NCBI's taxonomy places the organism in Eukaryota, Metazoa, Chordata, Mammalia, Rodentia, Cricetidae.